Diplodia corticola is the source of this 372-nucleotide messenger RNA. RefSeq names its product transcriptional elongation protein. Lineage: Eukaryota; Fungi; Ascomycota; Dothideomycetes; Botryosphaeriales; Botryosphaeriaceae. Gene Ontology annotation, cellular component: DSIF complex; nucleus. Bases 1 to 372 code for a protein of 123 amino acids. Gene Ontology annotation, biological process: positive regulation of DNA-templated transcription, elongation; mRNA processing; chromatin organization. The transcript is spliced from 3 exons. Gene Ontology annotation, molecular function: zinc ion binding; RNA polymerase II complex binding. The record is from RefSeq and is a predicted model, not a curated record.
AUGUCGCGCUCCUACGUCACCCCCUCGCAGCACCGCCACCUGCGCGCGUGCAUGGUGUGCAGCUACGUGCAGCCGGCGGCCAAGUUCCGGCAGCAGGGCUGCCCCAACUGCGAGUUCCUCGAGAUGCACGGCGCCGACGAGGCGCACAUCGCCGACUGCACCUCGGCCGUCUUCGAGGGCCUCAUCGCCCUGGCCGACCCCGGCUCGAGCUGGGUCGCCAAGUGGCAGCGCCUCGACGGGUACGUGCCGGGCAUGUACGCUACCAAGGUUUCGGGGAUCCUUGGUGAGGAACAAUUGGCCGCGUGCGAGGCUGCAGGCGUGAAGUACAUCCCGCGCGACGGCAGCGAACAGGAGGACUUCAACGAGGCAUGA